This is a messenger RNA of Lactuca virosa, 957 nucleotides long. Lineage: Eukaryota; Viridiplantae; Streptophyta; Magnoliopsida; Asterales; Asteraceae. The record is from the annotation of a GenBank genome assembly.
AUGGGAAAGAUGGUGGAGAUAGGGAUGAAGAAAGGGCCAUGGACGCCUGAAGAAGAUGAGAUUUUGUCAAGUUAUAUUAAGAGAGAAGGAGGAGGGAGGUGGCGGACACUGCCCAAGAAGGCGGGGCUCCGGCGGUGUGGGAAGAGCUGCCGCCUCCGGUGGAUGAAUUACCUCCGUCCAUCUGUCAAACGAGGCGGCAUCUCACCGGAGGAAGAAGACCUCAUCCUCCGCCUCCACCGCCUUCUUGGAAACCGGUGGGCUUUGAUAGCGGGAAGAAUUCCGGGGAGAACAGAUAAUGAGAUAAAGAACUAUUGGAACACGAAGCUUAGUAAGAAGUUGAUUAGUCAAGGGAUUGAUCCAAGAACUCAUAAACCAUUAUCAUCUUCUUCUUCAAACCCUAAUUCUCUGAAUUUUGUUCGUUUAUCUUGUUCAAUGGAACAACCGGAAGUGGGUUUGCCAAAUCCCAGUGAAAUCAUCUCAAACCCUAAUUCCAACAAAGAUGAAAAUAAAGAAGAUGAUAUUCUUAGCUACUCUGCUGAUGAUGCUUUCUUGGAUUCGUUAAUAAAUGAAGAAAUAAACAAAACAAAAGUCGUCACCCAGCUCCGCCUUGACGCCGUCGCUCCUCUGUUUGUUGACCAGGUUCCGGUGUAUUCCAAUAUCUUGAAUCCCCUUUUCAAAACCCAAUCCCUGAAAUUCCUCGAUAUCUCCAUGAAUUCGUUGGUAGGUGAGAUCCCUGAAGAUGUGUUUGGUAACCUCACCGGACUUGUUCAUCUUGAUAUAAUGCAUAACAGCUUCAAUGACUCCAUUCCCGACCAACUUUUCCGAUUAACAAAGUUACGUUAUUUGGAUAUGAGCAUGAAUUCGCUUGAAGAUGGACUAGGCUUCAGACUUGACAACAUUAAAGGUGAGUGUGAAUCGUUUCCAGGGUAUGAUUGUUUAAUCGCUUUUCAAACUUGA